AUGAGCAUGGACACAUACUCCGACCAACCGAGGUAUCGAGAUGACCCUUCAGCGAAGGAAGCUAUGAGCGACACGGAGAAAGCUACCUUAACCGCCGAAUACAAAUGUCUUGGCACUUCGGAAGAUGCAGAAACUUCUCCUAUCAAUAAAAGGCGGCGUGGCUUCAUAAAAGGAUCACGGUCCUGUUUUGGAGAUAAUAGCUCUCGAUCUGUUUGUGCCAGAGCGUCUUUAGUAGCACUCAAGGUUGUUGUGUUCGUUGCGCUGCUUGGUUACUUCGUCAGGGGUUCUUUUCACGGAUUUAAGAAGCAAUGCACACACUCCAAACAGAAAGACCAAGUCUCCAACAAUGACUGGCAUGAUCAUGGUCCAUCCGACAAACGGGAUAUUUCCGUCAACACAACUACCAACUCAAUUGUUGGCAAAUUCCCGCUCUACGACAGUCUCAAUUUAACUACAGUCACGGGUAGUAUUGCUGUCGUCAUCGACCCUCAGCCCGCUCAUCCCGAACAACCAGACAAGCCAGCAAGGGUAUCCAUCAGAACGGAGUCGGGAAGCAUAUCUGUGUCUUUCCGACUUCCGGUCCUGCGCCCUGCCCUCAGCGAUGCUUCCAGUUUCACCAAACUCCGGGAGCUAUAUAACUCAAGGAAGUCCAGAAACAAAAAUGAUAAAACUAACAAUGUACACGCCUUCCUCACACCACGUCCGUAUGAGGUAGAAAUCCACACUGCAUCCGGUAGUAUCUCAGGCCAAGUCGCCUUCUCGAAUCUGCUUAAGAUUUCUACUAUUUCCGGCUCCAUCAGCGCCAACCUCAUUCCCAUCGUUUUCAUUGAAGAGGAAGAGGAAAAACCCCCACGCGAUCCCCAUGACCCGUAUCAUCCUCCCAAUGAUGGCGGUGAUGAUCGAGGGCCCCAACACCGCGCCAAUGUCUCCAUCUUCACUUCUACCGAGACCGGAAGCACUCACCUUUCGCUUUUGGAGCCGUUCUUCCCACCCCCACCAGAAGGAGAAGAUGAGAAAUCGGCUAGCACAUCUGGACCUCCUGAGAAGGGCCGGUGGGCACCACAAUCUAUCACUGCCCACCACAUCGCGCGAGGUUCCGGAUCUGUGGCCGUUGUCUAUCCUCCGUCUUGGGCUGGCCGUGUCCACGCUGCUACUUCCGGCAAGGGCCGCGUCAGCAUUGGUGGUGAAGGCGUUCUGGUUCGUGGUGGCAAUAAGACUGUUGCAGACGGCGUGAGAUAUCCAGAUCCCGAGGCCGAGUGGGAUGCUCUGUGGUGGGGCGCUUCUGGCAAGAUGAACGUAACAGUUACGAGUGACGGGGGCAUUGUGGACUUCUUUGCACGAGGAAAUCGGAUUGAUGGGUGA
Messenger RNA from Paracoccidioides lutzii Pb01, 1362 nucleotides. RefSeq lists its product as hypothetical. The transcript has 2 exons. The coding region runs from base 1 to 1362 and encodes 453 amino acids. The record is from RefSeq and is a predicted model, not a curated record.